Porites lobata is the source of this 2327-nucleotide messenger RNA. NCBI's taxonomy places the organism in Eukaryota, Metazoa, Cnidaria, Anthozoa, Scleractinia, Poritidae. The record is from the annotation of a GenBank genome assembly.
AUGUUCGUUUCUGUUUUUAGCCACAGUUCUCCUCUGUUUUGUGCUCGUCAUUACUCCGUCAUUCCUCUUGGCCCUUGGUCAGGGCUUAUUCAGUGGGUUGAUGGUGCUGUACCCAUCUUCGCUUUAUUCAAACGCUGGCAACAAAGGGAAGCCCUGGCUGCUGUACUGGUGAAAACUACACAGAUACUAAAAUAAAAAAAAGGAAUAUGUAACUGAAGUUUGUCUACGGCUUGGCCCACCAAGUCUUGUUAUGGUACAUGUCGACUGACAAAAGUCCGGUGAAUUUGUGUGUCAGGUUGUAAUAUCACCUUUCUGGAAUUCCAAGGCAAAGAAUUUGGCUUGAUUCCAGGUUGUUGUGCCAUGUAUUAAGCACAUGGAGGUGAUGCAAGCAAGGCUGGCCGAGGUCACGCCACCACUUUGACAAGACGACAGCGCUCCUUGUUAGUAAUAAUUUGAUAUUUAUUGGAACUUGUUUGUUAACUAAAGUUUUGUCUCCAUUCCAGGAUGCUAAUCAACCACCCCCUCAGCCAAUGAAGCCAAGUGAACUGUACUACAGCAAAGUCACUCCUGCCUUGAAGGAGAAGGUGACAACUGAUUUAUAUGAUAAGAGAUACAUGUAACUUUCCAUUUAGACAAAAGAUGACACCUGGUUGUGCUUUUUAUUUUUCCCUCACUUUUUAUUUCUUUGUUUAUUUUUUCUUUCAGGGUAUCACUGAUCUGUCUAAUAGAAGAGACUGGCCCCUGUCUGUUAUGCGACAAGUAUUGGAGGAGCUUAUGAAGGAAACACCUGGUGACCUCUUGGCCAAGUAAGUAGCCAAGUGCCCCACCCUCAUUCGCUAUUUGCUCAGUACAUUUAAAACUUACCUUCUUAGCUAGACUGCAACUCUAGUGCUAAGGAUUUAAUCUUAUUGCUAAAAAAGCAAGCUUUUGUGUGAGCCUUUUCUAGAGAAUGAGGGAGAUAUAUCUACUCCAGGAACUUACAAUCCGGCGCACAUUGUAAACAUUGAUUUCAAAUUUUUCUCUCUAUAUGUAGUAUGCGCUUCUUGAAAAAAGUCAACUCUCAUUGUCCUGAGUUCAAAACAAAAAAGAGAUUUUGCAAACGUACCGUGGUAUUUUACGCAAUAAAGUGUAAUUCAUUGAGAAACCCAUUGCAUUGCAUUAUUCAUCCAGACUGCAUACGUAGAGCAAAAAUGAUAAGACUGCACGUUGUGUUGUUUAGGGAGCUAUGGUGUUCCAGUACAAGUGCAGCUGAGUGGUGGCAGAUGACUCAAAGCUAUGCUCGCUCUACUGCUGUCAUGUCUAUGAUUGGCUACAUUAUUGGCUUGGGAGACAGACAUCUAGAUAACAUGCUGGUGGACUUCACUACUGGGGAGGUGAGGAGCCCGAAGCCUUCUGGGAAUAUUUUAUAGAGGUUAACAUUUAAUGGGUAAAAGAUACAUGCAGUCUUUUCAGAUACCAUUUUAAAGUUCAGUCCGUUGUUUAUUAAUGUCGCAGACAAGUAAAAAGACGCUAGGGUGAGAGGAGUACCCAAGUGUUGUCCAUGACCUUAGCGUUGUGUUAUCCCUCUUUCCCGUGAUGUUGGGUGACUGGCGAAGACUGCCAUGGCAAUUACUAGAGUCUUCACAUGUUAUCUCUAUGGCUUGUGAAAACAUCUGUUACUCACCGGUCCCCACCGCUGGGAACGUUUCACCGCCACAGUGACGUUUCGUGAAAUGUUCCCAGUGACGGGUAGCAGUAAGAAGCGACUGUAUUCAAAGACUGAUAUCAAUACUAGUAGGUAAAUUCACUUAAAAUGCAAGCUUCUUAACAGUGCUUGUAGUGUCCCUCUCCCUUAGACAGUUUCACCCACAACAAUGAUUAUUCCAUCACGUUUGUCGUUCCCCAGAAAUCAUUGAUCCCAUAUGCUCAAGAUGUUUGGCUCUUUGUUUUUUCAGGUUGUACAUAUUGAUUAUAACGUGUGCUUUGAGAAGGGGAAAGGAUUGAGAGUUCCUGAGAAAGUUCCCUUCAGGAUGACACCAAACCUGGAGACGGCUUUAGGAGUUACAGGGGUGGAAGGGGUAUUCCGUCUCUCUUGUGAAGAAGUCCUAAAGAUUUUAAAGCAGGGACGCGAGACACUGCUCACUCUUCUAGAGGCUUUUGUUUACGACCCUCUAGUGGACUGGACCACUGCAAAUGAUACUGCUUUCGCCAGGGCAUUCUAUGGAGGAGGAGCUCCGGGCGUCGCUGACAACAAAGUGAAUAAGAAGGAGAUGGAGAGAGAUGUGACACAGAGCUUGUUUUCUUCACGUGUGGCUGAGAUGAAGGUUACAUGGACUAACAAUAGGUAA